Messenger RNA from Vespa mandarinia (Asian giant hornet), 1595 nucleotides. It is a transcript of the gene Rnmt, whose product is annotated as RNA guanine-7 methyltransferase. Gene Ontology annotation, biological process: 7-methylguanosine mRNA capping. NCBI's taxonomy places the organism in Eukaryota, Metazoa, Arthropoda, Insecta, Hymenoptera, Vespidae. Gene Ontology annotation, cellular component: nucleus. Gene Ontology annotation, molecular function: mRNA 5'-cap (guanine-N7-)-methyltransferase activity. The record is from RefSeq and is a predicted model, not a curated record.
UUUCCUAUCUACUUAAUAACAAUGAACUUUGACUGUAAGUAUUGGCAUCUGUAUGAUUAUUAAUGAAAGAUUUGUUAUCGUUUCAUUCUGGAAUGUAAUCAUGAUUCGUUUAAUAUCAUUUGGAGUAUAAUUUUAAUAUUAUCUGAGAAUUAUACAAACGUUUUUUACAUCAACUUUUUUCAAUAACCUAUAUUACUUUACUUCGCUCUGAAAUGUCCGUAAUGGAGGAAAAAGAAAGUAAUUUGUUAGAGAAAAAUAAACUAAAAACUGAUACAGGACAAGAUACAUCAUAUUAUUCAAGCAGGCCAUCAGACUUGUCUAUUGGAAGCAGUAGAGAUAGUCGUAAUGUUUCAAACAAUGAAAAAGCAGAUAAUGCUAUAUUAGUUGCUGAACAUUACAAUGCAAUUGAAGAAACACAUCUUUCACAAAGGAAUCAAAGUCGUAUUGUGUACAUGAGAAAUUUUAACAAUUGGAUCAAAAGUAUGCUUAUAAACGAAUAUUUAACUAAAAUAAAACAAAACAAAAAUCAUAACAGCCCAUUGAAGGUACUUGAUAUGUGCUGCGGUAAAGGUGGCGAUCUUCUCAAAUGGAAAAAAGGAGAGAUUAGUCAUUUAAUCUGUGCCGAUAUAGCUGAAAUAUCAAUUGAACAGUGUAAAAAUCGAUAUAGUGAUAUUUUAAACAAAAGUUCCAAAGUAAGGGGAUUUGCACCUAUUUUUACUGCUGAAUUUAUUGCAGCAGACUGUACAAAGGUAUGCCUAAGGGAAAAAUACAAGGAUGUUACUAUACAAUUUGAUCUUGUGAGCUGUCAGUUUGCAUUUCAUUAUAGUUUUGAAUCACUAUCACAAACAGAAUGUAUGCUUCGAAAUGCAAGUGAAUGCUUAAGGCCAGGUGGUUAUUUUAUUGGAACUGUUCCAGAUGCUUAUGAUUUAGUUUCUAGAUGGCAAAAGUGUGAUGGUAACAAGUUUGGAAAUGAUGUUUAUACCGUAGAAUUUUUAUGUAAAGAUAAGUUGAAACCACCUUUUUUUGGUGCUAAAUAUAAUUUUCAUCUUGAAGGUGUAGUUAAUUGCCCAGAAUUUCUUGUUCAUCUCCCUACACUCUGCAAAUUAGCUUAUAAAUUUGGUCUUGAAUUAGUAAUGUUUGAAAGAUUUGAAACUUACUAUGAACGCAUGAAGAAUGAAGGCAAAUCUUUACUGGGUAAAAUGCAAGCUUUGGAAACUUAUCCUCCGUAUCAUGAAAGCCCAUUAUUGGGACAACCUUUACAAGAUUAUCAACAUGCUAUAAAUUAUAUGCAAAAUCUACCAGGCCACCGUAAAAUCGGCACGUUGUCUCAAGCAGAAUGGGAAGUUACGUCACUUUAUGCAGUAUUUGCAUUUCAAAAAAAAGAAGUAGACUAGAGUUGAACAAGAGGAUGAAAACAACAAUGAAGCCAUUAUAAGACAGGAUAAGUGAAGCUACAAAAGAAGUUCUUUAUUUCACGAUGAAAAUAUUUAGAAUGACAUUAUUAAUGGCUUACACAAUGCAUGAUCAAUGAUUUUAUAUCAUAUAAAUUAUUUUGUUACCAUAGAAAAAUAUAUAUAAUCAGACUUAGUCUCCAA